Molecule: messenger RNA, 723 nt
Organism: Bradysia coprophila
Lineage: Eukaryota; Metazoa; Arthropoda; Insecta; Diptera; Sciaridae
Product: mitochondrial inner membrane protease subunit 2 pseudogene
Source: RefSeq, a predicted model, not a curated record
AUUUUGCCUCAUCGGGAUCAUCACCACUGGUCUCACUUGUCAAAGUUCAGCUAUCCCUAACCUAAGUUAUUAUAAUAGAGGAGAAUUAAUGACUAAAUAGUUUGCAAUAAAAAUCUAUUGGAAGGAUGAAAAUAUCCUACUUUAUAAAGACUGUAGCUUUAUCAAUACCAAUUGGCAUUACAUUCGUAGACUGUGUGGGUUACAUUGCUCGUGUUGAAGGUGUGUCUAUGCAACCGGCAUUAAAUCCAGACGCUGAAAUAUGUGAUUAUGUAUUCUUAUCGAAAUGGGCGGUCCGAAACUACACCGUAGAACGUGGAGAUAUUGUGUCGCUGAUUUCACCAAAGGAUCCGGAACAAAAAAUAAUUAAGAGAAUCGUUGCACUAGAGGGUGAUGUGGUUUCAACAAUUGGUUAUAAGAAACCCUACGUUAAAAUUCCAGAUGGGUUUUGUUGGGUUGAAGGUGAUCAUACAGGAAACUCUUUAGACAGUAACACAUGACCAGUGUCGGCGGGUCUAAUGACAGCACGAGCUACGUACAUUGUUUGGCCGCCAAACCGCUGGCAGAAAAUUUUAAGUCAUUUACCAAAUCAAAGAAAACGAUUUCGUUAGGCAAGACAUACAACCAUCAAUUACUACAAAGGUGUAAAUAAGUUAUAGUCAUGUGGUAGGAUUAGUAAUUUUGACUGUCAAAUAUUGAAUAUAUACUCCAGUUAAUGUUUGAACC